Messenger RNA from Mya arenaria, 12278 nucleotides. Its product is annotated as kinesin-like protein unc-104. Gene Ontology annotation, cellular component: kinesin complex; microtubule. Gene Ontology annotation, molecular function: microtubule binding; ATP binding; ATP hydrolysis activity. Bases 276 to 5615 code for a protein of 1779 amino acids. The record is from RefSeq and is a predicted model, not a curated record. Lineage: Eukaryota; Metazoa; Mollusca; Bivalvia; Myida; Myidae. Gene Ontology annotation, biological process: vesicle-mediated transport; microtubule-based movement; cytoskeleton-dependent intracellular transport. The transcript has 45 exons.
CGGAAUACGUUACUGUACUGUAUGAGUGGAUUUAUAUGAAUUUUUCUGAGGAUUUAUUUGAGAAAUAUCAUAAUACAGUGGAUUUUUUGAUUAGAUAAAGUUUGUAUUGUUGGGAGCAUAUAUUUAGUCUGCGAGUAAUUUGCUAUUCACAUUAGUAAAAUAUGGAGUAUCUCUAACGGAGAAUACAGCUUAUAUUAUGUAAGGAUGGGGAAAAGUUGACAGCUCAAGUGAAGAAAUAAAGGAUUAUCAUCUAAGAAUUUCAUAAAAAAAGCAAGAUGUCGUCGGUGAAGGUCGUCGUGAGGGUUCGGCCCUUCAACUCACGGGAGAUCGCCGCAAACUCCAAGUGUAUCAUUGAAAUGAACGGAAAAUCCACAACUAUUGAGAACCCAAAAACUUGUGGACCGAAAGACAAACAUGAACAAUUCAAGAACUUCUCCUUCGACUACUCAUACUGGUCUCAUACUGAUGCAAAUGACCCCAAGUUUGCAGACCAGAAAAUGGUGUAUAGUGACAUUGGUAUGGAAAUGUUACAACAUGCAUUCGAUGGCUAUAAUGUGUGUAUCUUCGCCUAUGGACAAACGGGCUCGGGAAAGAGUUAUACCAUGAUGGGUCGGAGUGAUGAAGCCCAGCAGGGGAUCAUACCUCAGCUUUGUGAGGACCUCUUUGAGAAGAUAAAGGUGUCUGAUGCCGACACCAACUACUCUGUAGAGGUGAGCUACUUCGAGAUCUAUUGUGAAAAGGUCAAGGACUUGUUAAACCCGAGUAACAAGGACAAUCUACGUGUUCGUGAACAUCCAUCCCUGGGGCCAUAUGUGGAGGAUCUCUCUAAGCUCGCUGUGCAGUCGUUUGAGGACAUCAACAACCUGAUUGAUGAAGGAAAUAAGGCGAGGACAGUAGCAUCAACCAACAUGAACGCCACCAGUUCCAGAUCCCACGCUGUGUUCACAAUCGUGUUUUCACAGAGGAAAAAGGACGGACAAACAAAACUGACCGGAGAAAAAGUGAGCAAGAUCAGUUUGGUGGAUUUAGCGGGCUCGGAACGGGCGGACUCAACAGGAGCGAAGGGUACCAGACUUAAAGAAGGGGCCAACAUCAACAAGUCCCUGACCACCCUCGGGAAAGUUAUAUCAGCACUUGCGGAAGUUAGUGCGAAGGAUGUAUCAGCUACUAAGAAGAAAAAGAAGACAGACUUCAUCCCCUACAGGGAUUCAGUUUUGACAUGGCUUCUGAGAGAAAAUCUUGGUGGAAAUUCCAAAACCGCCAUGGUUGCAGCUUUAAGUCCGGCAGACAUCAACUACGAUGAAACACUGAGUACACUAAGAUAUGCAGACAGAGCCAAGCAGAUUGUAUGCAAGGCUGUGGUGAAUGAAGAUCCUAAUGCCAAAAUCAUACGCGAACUCAAAGAAGAAGUGACUAAAUUACGCGAUAUACUUUCUCAUGAAGGGAUCUCAAUAGGUGAAGGUUUAACUGGAAUUCCAGUGCCCAUUAAAAGUCGCUCUCGGAAGUCAUCUGUCACAAUUGAGGGAGAGGAUGCGGUCGAGCGGUUACAGGUGUCCGAAAAACUCAUCGCGGAACUCAACCAGUCGUGGGAGGAAAAGCUGAGAAAGACAGAAGAGAUUAAGAAAGAAAGAGAGGCUGUGCUGGCUGAGAUGGGUGUGGCCAUUAAUCAGGAGGGUGGGACCAUUGGCGUAUUUUCUCCAAAGAAAUCACCGCACCUCGUGAACCUGAAUGAGGAUCCGCUGAUGUCCGAGUGUCUCAUUUAUUACAUUAAAGAUGGUAUCACAAAAGUAGGACGGGAGGGAGCCAAAGAACAACCUGACAUCAUCCUGUAUGGAACGUACAUCAAGGAGGAACAUUGCUUGUUUGAGAAUGAAGAUGGCAAGGUCACUAUAAACCCAAUCGAAGAUGCCAUAGUGUACGUGAACGGUGUGAAGCUCUGCGGGCCAACAGAGUUGAAAACUGGGGCUCGUGUAAUCCUGGGGAAAAACCAUGUGUUCCGAUUCAACCAUCCGAUACAAGCCCGUCAGAGCCGGGCCCUAUUGUCAGAUGUGUCAGAUAUUCCGAGUGAGCCAGUGGACUGGACAUACGCCCAGCUUGAGCUGCUUGAGAAGCAGGGUGUGGACUUGAGGAAAGAGAUGGAGUCAAAACUAAUGGCCCUGGAGGAACAGUACAGGAAGGAAAAAGAAGAGGCAGAUCUACUGUUUGAGCAACAGAGAAAGGACUAUGAAACACGAAUCAAGACUCUUCAAGAGGAGGUGGAAAGGCACUCAAUGAUGUCGAGCGUCGUCACCGUGUCCGACCUUAUAUCUGAAGAGGAAGCUAUGAUGCAACAACAAGAGUGUACAUGGAGUGACAGGGACUAUGCUCUGGCGGCCUGGGGCUUCCGCAAGUGGAAAUAUCACAGAUUUACGUCGCUAAGGGAUGAUCUAUGGGGCAAUGCUAUAUUCUUGAAGGAAGCCAACGCCAUUAGCGUGGAAUUGAACAAGAAGGUACAGUUUCAGUUUUUGCUGCUAACAGACACACUCUACUCCCCCCUACCCCCUGACCUUGUACCAGUUGAUGAGAGAGAUCUUCCACGCCCAUUUCCUAGGAAUGUGGUUGCCGUUGAGGUCCAAGACACAAAAAAUGGGGCUACUCACUUCUGGAGUCUGGAGAAACUAAGACAUCGUUUGGAACUCAUGCGGGCUAUCUACAAUGACGAUUUAUCGCCCGAUACUCCGGAAGCGAAGCAGGACUUUAUUUCCUGUCUUUCGGGAUGUGGAAACCAGAACUAUUUCAAUUUUGUCAACCUAAUGCCUUCUAGGUUGGUUCCUAGACAGAGGCUAGAGCUGAUGAGGGAAAUGUACCACAAUGAGGCGGAGCUAUCCCCAUCAUCUCCUGAGCAUCCAAACCUCGACUCUCUUACAGGGACAGAUCCUUUUUAUGACCGGUUUCCAUGGUUUAGGCUGGUAGGAAGGUCGUUUGUAUACCUGAGCAAUCUGUUCUACCCCGUGCCACUUACACACCGUGUGGCCAUUGUGAGCGAGAAAGGCGAAGUGAAAGGAUUCUUGCGGAUCGCUGUACAGGCUAUUCUUUCAGAUAAGGAAGAAGCCCCAGAGUAUGGAACAGGAAUUCGCCAGUCCAGUAAUGCCAAAAUCACCUUCAAUGAUGAAGAGUAUUUCCAAAAGAAGCUAUUGAGCAUUGGUCAGAACUUGAAGAAAACACCAGUUUCCUCGACGGAGAAUCUGCGCAUUGUGGAAGGGGAGGGAACUACACCAGAAAAUACAGACAGAAAUGAGUCUGAUAAUGCUGUCGAGGAGAUGAAAAAGGAGGACAUAGAUACAGAAUUGGCCACAGAGAUUGACGUCAGCGAACUGCCGAACCAUCUGAAAAUUGGCUCCACCUUCCAAUUCCGCGUUACUCUCCUCCAGGCUUCGGGAAUCUCACCUCAAUAUGCGGAUAUCUUUAGCCAGUUCAACUUUCUCCAUCGUCACGAUGAGGCAUUUUCCACAGAGCCACUGAAGAACACCGGCAAAGGCCCGCCUCUAGGCUUCUACCAUGUACAAAAUUUCACAGUGACAAUAACCAAGGCGUUUAUCGACUACAUCAAAAGCCAGCCCUUGGUCUUUGAAGUGUUCGGCCAUUACCAACAGCAUCCUCUACAUGAACAAGCCAAAGACUCAAAACACCAGCCAAUAGCCCGACGACCCUCAAGUAAGAAGUUCCCGAUGUUAAUGCCCAUCUCGAAACCUGUGCCCUCACCCAAGUUUGGUGUUAUCACGCCCCAAGUCACCAGGGAGAAGUUUAAAAGUCCCAGUAAACUCAUUAUUGACACCAGCAAGGCCAGAGGAGAAGAUUCAAGCACAAUCCAUUCACGGUACGACCUUCUGGUAUGCUUUGAAAUCUGCGAGCUGGCGCCAAAUGGGGAAUAUGUGCCCGCAGUGGUAGAUCACAGUGAUGAUAUGCCAUGUUCUGGCACCUUCAUGUUACACCAAGGGAUACAGAGACGUCUAGCGAUCACCAUCACACACGAACAAGGUCCUGAUUUCUUCUGGAAGGACGUCAAGGAGCUUGUUGUUGGUCGUAUCCGGACAACCCCAGAUUUCCGAGACUAUGACACUGAACACACCGUUCUCUCCCUCGGCUUGUUUCCUGCGUGCUACAUCCAGCAACCUUCCGACGAGCGUGUGUUUUUUCGAUUUGAGGCCGCAUGGGAUAGCUCAUUACACAGCUCACCAUUGUUGAACAGGGUGACGGCAUCUGGGGAGAGAAUAUACCUGACACUGUCAGCAUAUCUUGAGGUUGAUAAUAGCCCCACACCUGCGUGUAUAACAAAGGACCUUUGUAUGGUGAUCCACUCUCGUGACACACGUAUUUCCGCUUCCAAUAGUCCUUUCAGAUCUCUGAGAUCGUUUUUCGGAAGUGGGUCGAAAACAUCGGACUGCAAUCGGGUGAGCGGAAUCUACGAAAUGUACCUCCGGCAGAUGUUCGAGACAGGUAGCCCAGGUGUGCAGCGCCGCCAGCGUCGUGUACUGGAUACCUCCUCCACCUAUGUGAGAGGGGAGGAGAAUCUGAACGGCUGGCGUCCACGUGGCGACUCCCUUCUCAUUGACCACCAAUGGGAACUCGAGAAACUUACAAGACUUGAACUGGUUGAAAAGUGCCGACAUGUCUUACUGCUUCGCGAAAAGCUGGCUGAACAAAACAAAACACAAGAGCUGAGCAAAAUGGACAAGGAAGCUACAAACAUGUCCAAGAAGGCCCAAACACAGUUAAGAAAAACGCUGUCACCUGCCGAUAUCAAAGAAAAACUUGAAGAGAGUAUAACAGAAAAAGAAGACGACACAACAGAAAAAGGGAGAUUUUACCUCCUGCGGGAUAACAGUUUCUACAACUUCCAAACUAAUGGAGAACCGGAGAAAGAGCUGGCCGCGAAGUGUUUGAGGUUCAUCUUACAGGGAAAAUUGCCGCCAAAUGUUCCAUCUAGCAUCAAGACGCCAAUGACGGAGUCCGUUACCAGUUCUGUGUCAUCGUCGGACAGUGAGGUGGUCAGUGGUGAAUCCAUGGGCUCAAGCAUGGUCUCCUCAACAUCUGAAAUGUUCAAGUCAACAAUAUCGGAGGCUGCAGUGAAGCCCUCCAAAUCUAGCGAUAACAUCUCCACCUCCAGCGCGGACGGGGUAGGCUCGGCAAACAGUGGGGACCGCAAACUCACCCUGCCAAUCAAGGGCAUCCGACCGGACCAGGAUAAGUGGAUAUUCGCCCCAGAUAUUGAGGAGGUUCGAGUGAGUCCGGUGGUUGCAAGGAAAGGUUACCUGAAUUUCCUUGAUGAGAAGUCGAAUGGCUGGAUUAGAAAAUAUGUGGUUGUGCGUCGCCCGUUUGUGUUCAUUUACAACACUGAGAAAGAUCCGAUGGAGCGGGGAGUGAUAAACCUGACUACGGCACAGAUAGAAUACAGCGAGGAUCAACAGUCUCUCCUUAAGGCGCGGAACACGUUCUCAGUGUUGACGCGUUUCCGAGGUUUCCUUCUCCAGACACCUGACGACAAAGAGUUCCAUGAUUGGCUCUACGCUAUAAACCCUCUACUAGCUGGACAGAUUAGAUCAAAAUUAUCCAGAAGGAAACAGGUUCCAAUUUAAUCAUGAAGUCCUUGACUCUGAAGAUUAAAAGAUCAAAUACAUGAGUGCUUUCCCUUUAUUUUAAAUGAAUUAGACUCUGUCAACUUUGCCAUACAAAACACAGUAGGCGUUCAUCAAGUUGGAGGUUAUAACCCCAAGUUCCUCCAGUUCAUAAAAAUUGUGCUCCGACGAGACUUCUACCAGCCAAUCAUUUGGCUUGUGUCACUAAAUAUUUCAAAAUGUAUUUACAGGAUAUUAUUUUUUGCUUAAGUAUAGUUCAAAGUUGAUAUUGUGAUAUCGAUAUACAUGUAGUCACAUAUUCAUGUUUAUCAUCGUAGAAGUACAUGUAUGAAUAUCUGGUCACUAAACACACAGACCUCAGACCACGUGAAACCAUAGUCAUUUUAGUGUGCUACAUUCGUGCUAGUGUUUUAUCAUGCUUUUGUUGUUUCAUAUUGAGACAUGGAAUAAGUGAUUGAUAUAUCUUUUAAGACAUUGAUUGAUUUUCCCAUGGGAUAUAUUGAGUUAAGUGACUGAUAUUUGCCAUGAGACAUUCAUUAAGUGGUUGAGUUUUCGCAUGACAUAUUGACUUAGUGAUUGAUUUUUCACAAAUAAAUUUAGUGAUUGAUUUUCCCAUGAGAUGAUAUGAUUUAAGUGAUUGAUAUUUACCAUGAAACAUUCAUUAAGUGGUUGAGUUUUCGCAUGAGACAUUGAUUAAGUGAUGAUUUUUCCAUGAGGAUGAAUUAAGUGAUUGAUUUUUCCCACGAGAUAUAAGACUCUGCUGGAGCAAGAUAUUGUUUUUUUCUCUUAUGUGAAUUACAAUUAUGAUAUUUCAGCUAUCAAAUAUAAUUAAAUGUAUGAUUCUUGUGGGAGGUUACAAGCGGAGUAUGAAUAUGAUAUUAAGGAUCUAUUCAUCAUUUCAAAAUAGCUCGAAAACUAAAAACCUUUUUUCGUGUUUUGUGAGGAUAAGUAUUAAGUAUUACAGUGUUGUUUUUCUUCUAUUUGUAGAUAAAUGAAAUUCGUAGUUGUGAUGAAAGAGACGCUUUUAUGAAUUAUUCCAAUAAAAGACUUUGCUGGUCAUUGUAUAUAUGCUUAAUGUUGCAUUUGUGGCAAUCCAUGAUUUGCAAUACAGGAUUUUUUUACCAAAGUUUUUUUUUUUAAAUUACCCUUUCUACAAUUAUUUUGAUUUUUUUAUGGCAACCCCACAUCAAUUUUGAAUUAUUCAAAUGGUUUAAAGUGUAGAGAGAGAAUAUAUGAAAAUUAUACCAUAAAUUGAUAUUACAAAAAAGCAUUUUUGGCCCUGAUAGAUCGCUAAAUUUUCCAAAUCGAGGCUUCCGACUCUGUGCUGAAAGUCCCAUGCUUCAACACAUAUGAACUCUUGUUUCUAGUGGCAUUGAGUUUAAUGUAAUGCAUUUAACUAUAAUUAAUGUAAACAGUUCGCGUGCAGAGAAUAACAAGUCGGCGGGGCAUAUGAGAUAUUAUGUUAUAUAAUUAUUGUGUUUCUAAGGAGGAAAAAACAAGUGCAGGUCUGGUAUAGUGGAACUCAUUAAACAUUAGUUUAAAGAAGAAUAUUGUUAAAAGAGUGAUUAUAAAGUGAGGUGUUAAAUUUUGAUGGUAGCUGUAUUGAAUGUUCAUGUAUUAUGUAAUAAUGUAAAUGUGACACUGGUUCUAUUUAUAUAAAUUAUGUCCAUUUCCUAUUUUGUUGACAAUAUUAUUCAUUCCAUGUUAGUGUGCAAUAUGUCGUGCUAUUUUUAUUUUUUUGAACAUGAUAUCUAUUUCUGCGAGGGGUUGAAAGUUUGGCUUUGUAUAAUUCUUUUCAUGGGUGAAGCAAUACUUCAAGACACAGACCAGACUCAGAGCUUAGAAGGAGUUAUCUCCCAUCUUGCGAUUUCACCAUUCCUUAAAGCUUUAAAAAUAUUCUUGUUUUAGAUUCAUCUUUAACUUAAACUUCAUCAUAGUUAAGCCAAGAUUAAUCAAUUAUAAUAGUUAUCUCAGAAAAAAUCUUUGGAAACCUAAGGUGCUAUAUUUUACUACACUUACAGCAUAGCUAAAAGUUGUUGGAAUAUUUAUAAACUCUCUUUUUUAAGGAGACAAAAUCAACUUUGUUUAAACAUCAAUAUGUUUCAAACCAGUGUUCAGAUUAUUGACGACUUUGGUGCCGUUUUGAUUAUAACUUAUUUAAGUGAUUGUGUAGGAAGAUUAAGGUUGAAAAAAAAAUCGAAUAAAAACUUAAUCAGAAGUACAAAUUUUGAAUUUCAGACUGUAAUCUUGUAAUAUUAUGGAAGAAAAUAUGAAAGUUGCCAUUUUCUGUGAUAAAUUUUACAUGUAUGUGUAAAGUAUGUUCUAUGAUAACACAAAUUUAAAAUUUACAACAAAUUAUUUUUUUCGUAAAAUUUUAUCAAGAUAAUAUGAAAUUAUAUCUAUGCCAUUUCAGGGAAAAAAGAGAUAAAUUCAAACAUGAGAAACCUUAACAAUUUCCUUGUAGUAAUAGUUCUAAACUUUCAAUUUCAAAAUUUUCUUAAGACUGCGAUGCUCAUUUAAAAAUAUAUGAUAAUCUGUCAUUAUUUGUGAUGAAUCCGUGAUUGUUGCUCGGAAGGAUUUGUCCGUAGAAUUAUGUAUUAUACUCGUUACUGUGUGAAUGGAAUUGAUAUCAGAUAUUGAAAUAAAUGCAUACAUGUACAUCAUCGCCUGUCCAUUUUGCUGCAUUUUAUGCCCAUACAAAAUUGUUAUACAUGUAAUUAUAAGGUCAUGGAUUUUUCGAGGGAAAACACCGACGUAUUGUCAUAGCAUUGAUGUUGAAAAUAUACACAUGUAUAACUUGUCCCAUAACUCUGGUUUUAAUGAUGUGAGAGUUACCCCCCUUGUUCGACUAUUGGAAAUGGAUGAGCGCGGUCAAUUUUUCUAGUAUUUAUUAUUUCAAAUACAUUUCUUUGUUGACAGUACCAUUCCAGUGUGUUACAUUUAUCAGCUUGAAUCAUGACUUUGGCAGAAUGACGAACGUCAUUUACAUACAUUUGAAUGUUCAAUCAUGAAUCCUAAUAUAACAAUUACUUUGUAAAUGUUGUACAUGUAUAUGCUUUAAGUGUUUUCACUUUGUGUACAAAUGUUAUUACUGAGUCUAAGUUUUCAUAUAUUAUGCGUGUAACUUUUUUCAUAAACUAUAAAGGAAUGUAGCUUAUUUACAAUGAAAUUAUUGAAUAAUUAGUUCAAUGAUGUUUAAUAGAUUUUCGAUCAUUCCUCUUUUAAAAAAUUAAGUUUGUAAAAGUGUACCCCCAAAUAGCUAUAGAUCUAUACGAGUCAUUAAUUAUUAUAUAUGUUAAAAGAAUACUAUUUCCUUCUCUUUGUUAAAAAUAUUAGCUUAAAUUGUUGUGAUAUUUUGUAUAUUAUUUGUAUGUUAAUUUGCUGUUUGUUACUUGAAUUAGAAAGAAAGGACUUCCCAAUACAUACAUCAUCAAAUUCUGUAUAAAAAUAAGCUGGCUCCUAUUACAUGUUUCAUAAACUAUCGUUAAUCGCUUAAGGAUGUAAAUUGACGUAUCUCAUAGCCGCGUGUUCAUUUAAUUCAUCCUUAGGUUUUGUGCAAUAAAUCAUGUGCCAUUCUAUUAACUCAUCUGUUUUUCAAGGAAAAACAGUCAAAGUAUUGGAUAGCGUUGGUGUUGGCAUCGUUGUUCAAAUUUUUUAACCUCAGUCAUAACUCAAAAACAGUUCCAGAUUUCAAAUAGAACUUUUUGUACACAUGUUGCGAAAAGAGACAAACAUACAUGAAUACGAAGGCCUGUAACUGUGGCUUUAAUUCAUUAUUGAGUUUUAUAAUGCCCCUUGUUAGACUGAAAUGAAAACAGACAAGCGAUGACGUUAGCUCUACGGCCAUUUUAUUCAAAUAGCGAAACAUGGACCCUUCAGAUAUGAUUCAAAGCUACAGUGUUCAAACUCAUUUUCAUCUCUCUAUUGGAUCUAUAAAUGCUAGUAUAAAUAUGAUUCAAUUCAAUUCAAUUGAUGAUUAUAUGAUGUUGUCUAAAGAAUAAUGCUUUGGUUCCUUUUUUGGCUUAAAAUUCUUUUCUCACUAACAAUACAUUUCCAAAAACACAAGGACCAUCUUCUCCGCGAGCGUGUGACAAAAUAUCAUUUGAUCAAGAAAUCCAAUUGAAUUAAGAAUGAGAUAGGUCUAGUGGUAUAGGUCUCCGUCUCUCACCCAGGAGGUUGUGGGUUCGAUCCCCAUCAGGGGUACUCUCUCAUGGCUUCUCAAAAAGGAUACAGUACUGGUUUCCGCCCAGGAAACGGACUCGAAAGUGGUCUUAUAACUAUCAGCUUUCGUCUCAAUCGAGCUAAAAUAAAUGAAUAUAAACCAAUUGAAUACUUUACUUAACCCUUUCCUUCUAGAGAAAUGGCCACAUCAGCUCCCCUUGUUAUAUAACUUUAUGGUAAAAGAGUGAUUCGGUGAGGCUUUGGACAAAGGAGUGUGUAUAUUUAUGAAGGAAUGGGUUAUAGAAGGUGCAAAAAAAUCAAAUAAACAUGUUAACUUUUUCAAUUAGAUGAUUUGUUCUGAUAGUAUAUCUCAAAGCAACUUGGAUUAAUUUUUUCGCAAAAUCCAUUAUAAGUCUGAUAUAUUUGUUGGCAAGAUGGCCGCUGUGUGCUUGAAUGGACAAACAGAUACAUUAACAUUGAUGUAAAACAUUAUAAUUCCAUCUCUUAUCUUCUAUUUAAACUUGAAAGAAAAAGGGAAGACAACUUUUUUUAAUUGUUUCUUACAUUAUUGUAUUCUAUCAUAUUUUAUUUUUAUCAUUUUGUUGAUUUAAAAAAAAACCUAUAAUGAUUAGACUUGUAAACUGUUAUAUGAAGCAAACCUAGCUGUUAUAUUUUAUUUACACAAUGUUUAGUAAGAGGCCCAUAGUUUGUAUUAAAGAAAUAUCUUAAGUAAACCUUGUACCUUUUUUCCAUAACUGUUUUCUUAUUCCACUUGUAACAUUUGUUAUUCUUGGCAUAUAUUUUGCAAUAAGAAUAUUGAAAAUUAAUAUUUUAAGCAUUAGUUUCUUCAAGAAAUCUGGUAUAUAAUAAGAAAUAUACAAUUCAAAAUUUUACACUUAAGUGAAAAGAUGUUUUAAAUUUUCGUAAGAUGCUAUCGAAAUGUGACCUGGACUUCUUCUCUACAAAUGCUACAAUGCCUUGCUAUUUUAGUUUUAUUUCUUGCCAAAAUCUAUUUAUGUGCUAGAAUUUAUGUUUGUAUUUUGAGUUUCGUUUGUUUACCGGUACUUGAUUUUGUUAUUUUGUUAUAUUAUUAUAUAUAUUGCUAGAAAAAGUCUGGUUAACUUUGACAUAUGGAAGUAGCCGACUUUUAUAAAACCGUGCAAUACAUAUACAGUUCAAACAAACAAGACUGAAAUAUGUCUUUAUUAUAAUAAUUAAGACAACAGAAUGCUUUAUGAAAUAUGCUCACCUUUUUUAUUGAUUUUUUUUUUUAUCUCAUUUGUUUUUUUAAAGAGAAAAUGUUGAGGAUAAUUGUAAUUGCUUUGGUGUCGUUGAUGACGUUGAGACCACAGCUAAAUUUUUUAUAGAAGAUAUUAAACGAAACUUGGUACACUUGUUACAACAAAUAAAACAUGCAAGUACAGCAUGGCCCAUAACUCUUAAAUAAAUGUUGAGUGAUUCCCCUUUCUUCGAAUAAACCAUUGACAAACAAACAUAGGCAUUCCCUCUGCGACAUUCUUUUUAAUUUGAAAUCGCCAUUUACCAACAUAUACUGUUAAUAUAUGAUUAACAGAGCUGCUUGUUUUUGAAUGCCGUGCUAGCUGGGGGUUUUAAUGAUUUUUGACUGAUAAUAUGAAAAGCAAGCAAAAAUACCUGGAUUCUUGCAUAAGAUUAUGAGACUGAAAUAAUAAGAUCAAUAUACAAUAGAUCUAUGUCUAUUUGUUUGAGGAAAUCAACUGUUAUCUGAACAAAUACUUUCAAGAUUAAAAUUGCAAACUGGGAUGUUUUUAUGACAAGAAAGUAUCUCAAUGUUUUCAUUUUCAAAUCAAUAAUUGUUCAUAUAUUGGAUUAUAAGCUCAUAGACUUUUGAAGAAAAUAGCCGAAGUAUUGUGCUUGUUGGCAUGCAAAAUAACUAACUUUUGGCCAUUAUUAUAAAAAAUGUUAAAUGUAAUCAAUAAAUGAACAUAGUAUACAUAUAAUCAUGUGGCCAGAGAGAAUAUGUGUGUGUGUAGCAAGGCCCAUAACUCUUGCUUUGAUAAUAGUUGAGUUAUGCCCCUUUUCAACUGAAAAACAACAACAACAGACGAGACUUGGCAUUCGUUUGCGGUGCUCUUGAUUAUAUUUCAGUUUAGAAAUCCAUGUUAACGCUGUUUAUUGUGUGAUAACUUGAGACUAGCAAGCUUAAAAAUCUGGAUACUUGCUUAAAGCGACUGAAUGAAUGAUCAAUACACGUUUUGUAUCGGUGAAGGUGCACUGAACAGUUUAUAAUCUUCAAUUGGUUGAACUUGCUUGGUGUGUUUUAGCUUAACGCUUGAUCAAAGAAUGAAUAGCUGCAAGUAUAUUUUUUUUAAAUUGUAUAUAUCUAAGGAAUAAGUUGUAUCUAACUAACAUUGGUACCGGAUUUAUUUAUGAAGAAAUAAUAUUACUGCUUUUAACAUGUUCUAAUAAUUAUAGUCUAUAAACUUGUGUAUUUCAUACAGGGUAUGGGGUCGAAUAUAUAUA